AUGCAAGCGCACAUUCGAGUUCUUGACAAGUUGGAUAAUGAAUUCAAUACACUAGACCAACAAUAUUCACGUGGAGAACUACGGGUGUUUGGAAGUGACACAGAAAAGAUCUUUAAGGAACUUGAUGUAAUUCGCCAUAAGCAGAUUGAGAUUGCUGGGGAUCACAUUGCCAUUGAAUCCAUUGGAGACAUCUCCCAUCAGUCAUCACGUUCUAAAGAGGCAGAUGUUCAGGAUGACUACCAGCGAGAAGUCAAUAAUUUUAAUAAAAAGAGAAUUGCACUGAAUAAUCUUAUGAAAAAGCUUGAUGAUCUUAGGACUUCAAUGACUAAUUUUAGAGAAAUCUCUGAUUUGGAUGGAUAA
Phycomyces blakesleeanus NRRL 1555(-) is the source of this 360-nucleotide messenger RNA. RefSeq lists its product as hypothetical. The transcript has 5 exons. The coding region runs from base 1 to 360 and encodes 119 amino acids. NCBI's taxonomy places the organism in Eukaryota, Fungi, Mucoromycota, Mucoromycetes, Mucorales, Phycomycetaceae. The record is from RefSeq and is a predicted model, not a curated record.